This is a messenger RNA of Arxiozyma heterogenica, 195 nucleotides long. RefSeq names its product Tom6p (gene TOM6). Gene Ontology annotation, biological process: protein import into mitochondrial matrix. The record is from RefSeq and is a predicted model, not a curated record. Gene Ontology annotation, cellular component: mitochondrial outer membrane translocase complex. The transcript has a single exon. Bases 1 to 195 code for a protein of 64 amino acids. NCBI's taxonomy places the organism in Eukaryota, Fungi, Ascomycota, Saccharomycetes, Saccharomycetales, Saccharomycetaceae.
AUGUCAGCUCCAUUGUUUGGUAUGCCAGGUAUGGGUUUAGAAGGUGCUGCUCCUUCAUCUAAUAAACCAAAAUCGAGAUUUCAAUUAUUCAAAGAAUCUCCAGCUUAUACAAUUUUACUUAAUGGUGGUUUGUUUGUUGCUGGUGUAGCAUUUAUCCAAUCUCCAUUAAUGGAAAUGUUGGCUCCACAAUUAUAA